Molecule: messenger RNA, 6864 nt
Organism: Prorocentrum cordatum
Lineage: Eukaryota; Dinophyceae; Prorocentrales; Prorocentraceae
Source: the annotation of a GenBank genome assembly
AUGCCAGCGGACCCGCGCCCGCGGGGCCCGCCGAGGCCGCAGGCCACUCCGGCGUCACCGCCGCCCGCGAGGGCGCCCGGCGCCGCGGCCACAGCGGCCGCCGCUGCAGGAGCUGCCGCCGGCAGCGCACCGACAGCGGAGACGUCCCGAGUCCCGCCAUCUCCCGACAGCACCGUGGAGGGUCAUUACGCCGAGGGCGGGGACUGGAACGAUUGGUGGCAGAGGGCGAGUUCCGCCUGGGACGGUGGGGGAAGAGGCCUUGACGCAGGCCUGUCAAAGACGGCACCGACAUACGAGCUGCUCAAGACCGACGGCUACAGAGUCUUUCGCCGAAAGCUGGAGGUCUUCGAGCGCUGCUGCAGGAAGCGCGGCACCACCGCGAUCAGCGAGGGCGCGUUCUUGAUCAUGAACUCGCUGCAGGGUGAAGCCGCGGAGGCUACGGAGGACAUCGACCUGGAUCAGCUGGAGUCCGAGGACGCCUUCAAGCCGCUGUUCCAGGUCCUCGACGAAUACUACAAGUACGAUAACCAGACCGAGCUGCCAGCCCGCACAGAUCAGUUUUUCGGCAAGUUCGCUCGCCAGGAUAAGGAGACGAUGAAGCUCUACUGCUUGCGUCACAAGCGAGAGCUGAGGAAGCUCAAGGAGGUCGGCAUGGAGAUUCCCGACAUGCUGGCGGGCUGGCACCUCCUCUCACGAGCGGCCGUCCCACCUUCGGGCGCCGCCCAGGUGCGAAGUCAAUGUGCCAAUGGCCUCAGUUGGAUUAGUGUGAAGAAGGCCCUACUCGAUACAUAUGGAGCCGAAGCCGUACCCGACAAGCGCGACGUGAAGCGAGUUGAGAGGAUGCUGGUCGGGCAGGGUCAUAAGGACGACGUGCACUACACGAACGACUACGAGUGGGAGCGAGGCCUGAGCUACGAAGACUCAUACCUGGAGGAGGAAGAAUACGAUUACGACGAAUACGAGGAGUACGACGCUGAAGAGUACGAGGAAGAGGCCGACGUCGCCGAGGAGCUGCCGCAGGACGUGGAAGAAGCCCAGAUCGCGUGCGACGAGGCCUACCUCAGUUUCGUGGAUGCGAAGAGGCGCGUAGCGGAGAUCGCCAAGUCGAGAGGUUUCUACCCGAUCGUUGCCGUCGCGCCCGACAACAACUUUCAACACGGCAAGGGCGCGUCGCGCUCUGCCAAGCCGACGGGCGGCAAGGGCAAGGGCCGCAGCAAAGGCAAAGGCAAAGGCAAGGGCACCGGCUCGCGCCAGGUGUUCAGGCCGAAGGUGAACAUCUUCAACAGGCCCCCGACGGCGACGCCGGCAGGAUCGACCGCUACAGGCUCGACACAGCAGCACGGCCCGAGGUUCAAGCGAUUCCGUGGAGGAGGUUUCGUGAAGCCCGAUUCGGAGCACGCCGCCAUGGUAGAAGACGUGGAGACGCUAGAGUACGCUAACUCGACCGAGGAGGUGUACCUGAUGUCGACUGGCAAGGGCAUCAGCGACGGCGGUGCGACGCGACCCGUCAUGGGCGACAAGAUCUGGGCGCAGUGGGAGGAGCUGCUGCGUUCACGCCAGCUGCUGCACGAGGUCGAGUACGGCAAGAGCGACCGACGAUUUCGAUUCGGAGACGGCAAGACGCUGGAGGCCAAGCGGUCCGUGACCUUGAACGUGUGGCCGUUCGGCGUCAAGAAGCAGAUCACGAUCCAUCUCGUCGAGGGGUGGACGCCGCUGCUCAUCGCCCGUCCGUGCAUGGAAGAGUGGGGUUUGGUCCAGGACUACCGCGCCGGCACGUUUAUGAUGAAGGACCUCCCCGACAAAGGCUGGAUGAAGUCCGAGCGAGACGAGAAGGGGCACUUCAUCAUCGACCUGCUGGGUGGCGCCGGCAGGGCCACCGACGACGCGAUGAACGAGGGCGCGCCGACCGAGGGCGAGCCCAGCAGCGACGACUCGACCGACAACGAGUCCGAGGCACCGCCGAGCGAGUCCGAGGACGAUUCUGAAUCGUCCGACGUGGACCCCGACGCGUACUACCUCGAGACGGUCACCGAGUUUUAUGACAUCAGUGACAAUGACGACGUGGGAAGUGAGCGGACCCAGGAGUUUUCGGUGGCGGGUUCGAGCGAGAGCGCUAGACCGAGCACGAUGGACCCCGACACCUACACCGACCUGGCCCUGGCCCUCGAGCAGGCGUACGACGGCAUGAAGGAGAUGCUCCGAGGACCCCCGCCGCGUAAGGUCUGGGAGGUAUUCGUGGACGCAGGAGGUCUGUCGCAGGCGCUGCUCGAGUACCCCAUGGUGGACGUCAUGCAGUUCCGCCUCGAGGACGGCUGGGAUUUCUCCAAGCCGAAGGUGAUUAAGGCGUUCCUGAGGAAGAUCGACGUCGAGAGACCCGACGACAUUUUCUUCGCACCCCCGUGCAAAGUAUGGUGCUCGUGGCAGUACGUGAACGCCUCGCUCUCAGCAGAGCGCGCCGCGGAGAUCCACGAGGCGAGAGUACGCGAGGAGAAGACGCUUCUGAAGUUGGUCCGUGACUCGUUCGUGAAGCAGCUGAAUGGAGGCCGACACGCCUACGUGGAAGGCCCAUGGUCAGGAGCGCACUGGAGCACCAAGACGUGGAAGGCACUGCCGGGACACCACUGCCGACUGGACCAGUGCCGCCUGGGAGCCAAGUUCCCCAUGAAGGGAGUGGACAUGCCGUACCAGAAGCCGACGCGAUUGCAGUCCACUAACAAGGAGUUCGUCGAUCACAUGGGUCUGAGGUGCGAGUGCAGGGGCGAGCACGUGACACUACGCGGCAAGCUCGCCCAGCAGGCUCAGAACUACCCCGCACCGAUGGCUCGACGGAUGGCUUACCUGAUUGCUUACCAGGGCAUGGCCGCCGACAUCGACGAGAUUUACACAGCCGAGGAAGUGCACAAGGACAUCGACGCCAUCGAGUACACAGACGUAAUGCAGGAGCUGCUGAAGCGCUUCAACGUCUCGACCAUCCGUGCGGUCAAGCGCGCCCACGUCAGCCUGGGACACCCCUCGAAUGCGGCGCUGGCCAACGCCAUGCGACACGCAGGUGCCCCAGCAGAGUGGAUCCAGUGCGCCAGGCUCUAUCAGUGCGAGAUCUGCCUCAAGAGACAGCGACCGCGCACCGUGCGCGUGGCCGUGCUCCCGAAGGCCAAGCGCUUCAACGAGGUGGUCAGCACUGACGUGUACUACGUUACCUGGAAGACGAAGGAGACUUUCAAGAAGGAGAAGAAGCUCUUCGAGAAGCUCUGGAUCAGCUGGGCCGGCAAGCCCGAGACGAUGCGCAUGGACAUGGGCGGUUCGCACACGUCCAAGAAGAUGCACUCCUGGAUGAGCAAGCACGACAUCAAGCUCGACCUGAUACCGAAGGGCGCGCACCACAAGCUGGGCUUGAUGGAGCGGAACCACGCGGUUCGGAGGGAGCAGCUGAGCAAGUACCACAUGCAGUUCCCCGACGACUCGCUCAAGACAGCCCUUCGGAUGACGGCCAGCCAGCGCAACCUACUGCGGAACGUGCACGGGUUCUCACCCGCCAUGCUGGUGCUGGGGACUCAGCCCCGCGUGCCGGGCGCCCUCUCUGACGAGGACUUCGGCCUGGCCGAGCAGUCCGCGCUGGUCGACCCGAGGAGCGAGGUGCACGAGAUGAUGCUGCGGCGUGUCGCUGCCGGCACGGCCUUCAUCGAGGCCAACUGCUCGCGCGCCGUGCGCGCAGCCCUGCUGGCCCGCAGCAGGCCGACCCGCCGAGAAUACGAGGUUGGCGAGUGGGUCUACAUUUGGAGACCGGAGCCUUCGCGUGGCCUGGAGAAGUGCCACUGGUUCGGCCCCGCGCUGGUGGUGGCCGUGGAGGCGAAGCCCAACGAGGACGACGUGAUGCACACCUCAGUGGUCUGGGCCACACACGGGUGCGUGAUCUACAGGUGCACGGUCGAGCAGCUACGACCCGAACUGCCAGGCGAGGCCCGCGAGCGCGAGGGCCGCAGGGACGACCCCGACAGCCCGCUCAGCUUGAUCGAGAAGCUGCGCCGCGCGUUGAAGCGAACGAAGGGCACCUGCAACUACAGGGACCUGGCGGAGGAGGGGCAGACGCCCCAGUACGACGACAACCUGGACGACAUGGGGGACCAGCCGCAGGCGCGGGGACCCGACGUCCAGGAGACAGACACGGAGGAGCCCGGCGAGGCAUCGGGGGCAGCUGCAGCGGCAGCUCCCGAAGAGGCUCAGCCUGGCGAUCCUGGUGGCGUGGAGGCAGUUGAUCGAGACUCACCACGUUCCCCAGCGGCUGAUGCGGGCGCCGCCGCGAGCGGAAGUGCAUCGAGCCAUGCAGCGCCAGAGCCCAGCCGGCUCCACAUCGAGACGAUGGCCAAGAGGAGCGUAGAGGAGGCCGAGAAGCUGGAUGGCGUGCCGCUAUCGAAGCGAGCCCGCUUGACGUGGGCCAAGCUGAACCCUCCUGACGAGCACGCCACGCUGCUUGAAGAAGUGGACGACGAGAUGCUAUUGUUGGAAGAGUCCACUGAGACGGUCUACAUGCUGGCCUUCAAGCGGAAAGCCCCCACCAUCGUGGAGGGAAAGCUGACGCCCGAGGAGAAGGAACAGUUCUACGCAGCGAAGCUGGAGGCCCUCGAGGUGUUCAAUCAGAACGACGGCUGGGAGCCCAUUAACGAGGAAGACGUGGACCCAGCAGCCUGCUGUCCGCUGCGGUUCUUGCUGAAGUGGAAGAUGAAAGACGGACAGAAGGUGGCUAACGCGCGCGUGCUGUACCAGGGGUUCAAGCAUCGCGACGUCGCCGAGGGCCAGCUCGACAAAGAGGCGCCGACCUUGAGCAGACUGGGCCGGCACACGGUCAUGCUCUGGGCGUCCCUACGGAAGUGGAGGUUGUUCACGGCGGAUGUGAAGUCCGCAUUCCUGCAGGCGGAGGACGUGAGCGUACGCGGACUCAAGCUGUACGCGAGCCCGACGAAGGAGAUGAGGGAGAUGCUCUCUCAGCAGAUCGGCCUGCAACCUGGACAGCUGCUGAAGAUGAUCAAGCCAUGUUUCGGGGACCGGAGGUCGCCGAAGCUCUGGCACUACCGGUCCGAUGAAGUCACGAAGGAGAUCGGGUUCAGGAACCACUGGCUCGAGGACUGCCUCUUGCUGUCCCUGCGCCCGGCGAAGGUCGAGGACGACCCGUUCGACGUGUGCAGCUUCGAGGACCAGACCUACGUGGUGGACGGUCUGAUCGGCAAGCACGUGGACGACUUCAUCGGAUGCGGCGAGGGAGUCAACUGCGAGGACGACUUGCACACCAUGCUGGACAACUCGGAGUGCUUCCAAGCGAGAUUGGGCGCGCUCAACCAGAAGUUCACGUUCGGCAAGUGGGACUUCGGGCCGAGCCUGAUCUUCACUGGCGGCGAGGUAGAGCAGUCUCUCAGCACCUACGCGGUGACCCUGAAGUUCGAGAAGUACCUGCACGCGGUGAAGCCCAUCACCAUCGAGAAGCACCGUCGGGCAGACCCGACGAGCGCGCUGACGCCGAGGGAGCUCACCAGUUUCAGGACCCUGAACGGCCAGCUGCAGUGGCCCGCGGCUCAAGGAGUGAUGAUAGCCGCAGCGACUGUUUCUUUCAGGGCAGCGGCCACGGGAAAUGCUACGGUGCAAGACCUCCUUGACGCGAACAAGGACCUGCGCUUUCUGAAGGCCAACGCGGACGUGGGACUCUACUUCGGGUUCGACAAGGCCUGGAGCGAGCUGCGCGUGGGAGGCUACUCCGACGCGAGUUGGGCAAGCCGCCUGGACGGGAGCUCGCAGGGUGGCUAUACGAUCUUCGUUGGACCCGACGACGACCUGCGAAACGGCAACCCGACACCGUUCGUGGGGAUGGAGUGGGCCUCGAAGAAGCUCGUGCGGCUGUGCAGGAGCUCGCUGUCCGCGGAGGCGCAGGCAGCUGCGCUAGGCGUGGACUCGCUGAUGUGGGUGAAGAUCUACCUGACGCUGAGCUUGCGGCCAGACUUCAAGCCAGACCAAGCGAUGCUGUACCUCGGAGAGUCGCCGUUCAUCACGGACGCGAAGUGUCUCUACGACGCCUCAAGGUCAGCCACCGCAGGCCUGGGCAUCACGGAGAAGCGGACAGCCAUCGAGGUGAAGAUUGUGAACGAGCAGAUGGAAGAGAUCGGCGCAGUGUGGAAGUGGGUGAACACCCAGCAGCAGAUGGCGGACGGGUUGACGAAGCUCUCCGCACGCCAGCAGAUGGCGGACGUGCUGCGCCGUGGAGUUCACGCUCUACGGUACGACCCGAAUUUCGUGGCCGGGAAGAAGCUGACCAAGCGCGCGAUGGAGCAGCGCGAGAAGGAGCUGGACCAGGCUGGAGAUGACCUGGCGGACGAGUUCGAGGCGAAGCCAAAGGAGAAGCCCAAACAGAGGAAGCGCCAUUUUGGCGCGAGUGGUGCGAAGUUGGCGGCAACCUUGGCAGCGAGCGGAGCAUCGAGUGCAGCCGGAGAGUUGAUGAAGUACACGCCCAGCGGCGUUGAGCUGUUCAACACACCGGCGCCCGACGACUGGAGCGACCUGAUCACGAAGCUGCUCAUGCUCGGCAUCGUGAUAUGCCUCAUCCUGGCGUUCGGCUGUGGGUUCUGCGCAGGGGUGUGGUGGAUGCACCUGACGAGCAAGACGACGAGCGCAGACUACAAGACGCUGGAGCUGGAGACGGGACAAGUCCCGACCAGAUCGACGACGGCGGAGACCGCCACGACAGGAACGAGCACGAAGCCGAUCAAGCAGAAGAAGACGCGCGACAUGUGCUGCCAGGCUCCGACGCGCUACAAUCUAGACCUGGCACAGCCGAGGUUCCAGCCGCUGCCAGAGUACGCCCACGGGGCAUUCUUCAGCUGA